Molecule: messenger RNA, 6256 nt
Organism: Xenopus laevis (African clawed frog)
Lineage: Eukaryota; Metazoa; Chordata; Amphibia; Anura; Pipidae
Gene: scaf11.S
Product: SR-related CTD-associated factor 11 S homeolog
Exons: 15
Coding region: 426-5663 (1745 amino acids)
Biological process (GO): spliceosomal complex assembly
Molecular function (GO): RNA binding
Source: RefSeq, a predicted model, not a curated record
UGCAAGAAGCGCUUUAGUUUGACCCUGUCCAGCGCCUGUAUCUGUAGUCUCGCAACUACAAGUCCCAAGCAAUAACGGCUCGCAUAACAUCACAGCCCCGCGUAUAAUACCCUUCCCUCUGGCUUCGCCCGCCUGUCAUUACGCUUUCAUUGAAGGCUGCAGUUGAUUGGUUCCUCUAAACAGUCCCUCCUUGAGUCGAUAGCGAAGAUGGCGGCGAGUGUUUUUGUGCUGUGAGCCUAGUCGUUCAGAACCAUCGAGCGGUGUGACUGUAUUUGUUUUAUCGCUUUUGGCUCGGACAUGUGGCUUCGCUGAGGAGGACGCGGUGGUUUAGCCUAGUCCGAAGCCCUGUCGGCAGUGCAGAGCGAUUGUACGAGUACCGGGAGAAGGAGGCCUGAGCCGGACAGUUUUAGAUCAUUUUAAGAAACAUGAAGAACAAGAGAUUUAUGUUGGCUGGAAGUAACAAGCAGCACAAAGAUGAUGAUGAUGAUGCAAGAGAAGAUUCCACCUGGUCUAAUCUUGUAUCAUGUUUCACAAAAGAACGGUGUCCAAUAUGUUUGAAUUUUCUAAGAAAGGAUGAUGUUGCAUUUCCUGAAAAUUGCUACCAUGCUUUCUGUUUCACCUGUAUCUUAAAGUGGUCUGAAACUUCUACUUCAUGCCCUGUUGACCGAAAGCCAUUUCAAGCUGUUAUGAAAAUAGAUAAAAUUGGAUGUACGAAGAUCCCUGUCAAGACAAAGUUAACUAAGGAAUCCAGAGAAAGAUACAGCUGUGAUAAGAAACAGUGCUGUUCUGUUGGUAUUGAAAAUGGCAAAAUUUAUUUCAGAACUGAUAUAGCUGGAGAAACUCCACUUCAUAAUUAUAAAGCCAGCACUUAUGAGAAAAAUCAGUGCAACACUGAAGAGAAAACUGACCUGAAAUUGAAGAUCAAAAGAUUAAGCUGGUCUAGUGCUUAUUGCUGUGGUGGCUACUCAGACAUAUAUCCUCCUGUAAACACAUCUGGUACACCUAACCAUGUUAGUAAUGGGUCAUAUGCGCCACAAGAUUCUGAAACUAGUUUGAUCCAAAUGAAGAGACAUGAGCUAAGUUACUUAAGGACACCUGCUGUAGCUUGGCAAACCCAAUGCAGUGCACCUCUUUCUACUGAAAUGGAAACAAUGAUGCUUCCACUGCCUUCAUUUUCUUUUUUUGACCAUAUCUUCCCAUUAAAUCACUACUCGUCCAGAAAUCAAGAUUUCUCAAAGAGAACUUGUGCUCAAUCAGGCACACAAGAAGGCACUGAAAAGAAGCGAGCAGCUGGUGCUUCCAGUACUAGAGGGACAAGGAAAAAGCCUGUUCAGUCAAGCACAAGGAGAAGGUCUACACGAAAUAGCAAAACUGAGGAAGUCGGUCAACUUCAGAGUUCUCCAAAAUCUAGCAAUUCUGAUCACAGUGCUACUGGCUGCAACAGCUCCUCCACAAAUGCAGAGUCAUCACAAAAUGUAGUAAAGUCUCCACCUAAACAAAAAAGAUCAUCGAAAAAAAGAUUACAGGUUCGAAAAAGCCUUCGAUCCAACAAACACACACAGGAAGAAUCUGAUGAAAGUAAGGAGAAUUCCGAAAGUGAAUCCGAGCAAAGUUAUCAAAAGAAGUCAAAGAUAUCAAGAGAAAGCUCUUCAGAAAUGGGACACACUGAUACAGAUACAUCUGCUGAUCAAGUUGCUGAAAUGUGUGAGCAUCAUAUGGAUGAACAGUCUUCAGAUAUACCAGUUUCUGAUACUGACAAACAUUUUGAUGAACAACAUUUGCCUCUCUCUCCUCAAAUAGAAUCCUCUGAUAAAAUUCAAUAUUCACCUGACUUUGAAAAGGAGGACAAUUUUAAUAAAGACAUUGCAUCUCCUGGGUUAAACAAUGGACAACAUAUAGGUGCUGAAACAGAUUGCUCACCACCUGCAGAGCAAAUUGUAUUGUCACAGUCUGUUUCUCCAAAACUACUAGAUGCUCAAGAGGAUACUGGUUUGUGUCCUGAACUGCUGCAUUUGGAGGGAAACCAUAAUCCUGGCACUGUAGGAAUAGAGAAGCCAAAGAAUUUAGUGAGUACAGAUUUUGUAUCAGAACAAUCUGAGGGGAAAGAUAUGGAGCAUACAUUACAUUCUGCAUCUUCUUCUGAUUCUGAUACUCUUCUGGAGUCUGAAAAUGCAACAGUUUUACCAUGCAUGACAAUAGAAAAGUUCAGUGAACCUGAGGAAAAUGAGGAAGGUGGAUUGCAGUGUAAAAAAGAGAAUUCUGAUGGAUCUGAAAAUGCAACAACUUUACCAUUCAUGACAAUAGAAAAGUUCAAUGAGCCUGAGGAAAAUGAAGAAGAUGGAUUGCAAUGUAAAAAAGAGAAUUCUGAUGGAUCUUCAUCAGUCAGUGAUAGCCAUUCCAUAGUAAUCAAACCCAGUGAUUGCCUUGUUUCACAAAAUGGCUAUAACAUUCCUCCUUCAUUAGAAAGCAUUGUUGUAUCACAGACAGGUCAGGGAUCUCUAUAUCAUCCUGCUUCAGAAAAACAAGGACAAUCUGAAGUUGGUAAUUUUGGAAAUAUUUUGUCAAAGGAAACUCAUUCUGUGACUGAACAAUCUGUUGAAUUAGAAGAAACUUUUGAAUCUUCUGUUCCUGAAAUGCAAAAUUGUAGUGAAUCUUUGCUUCAGGAAAUGUUACCAACAAAACCAGGAGAUGAUGACACAGCAAGUGGCUUUUUAGAACAUAAAGAAUGCUUUGGGAAAGAAGCUAGUUCAGCAAAUUCACCACAAGAAAAUAAAGACAAACCUAACUUUGUUUCUAAUAAGGUAACUGAGCUUCCUGUACAAUCAACUGUUGCCUUUUCACAAAUGCAUGUCGAAGUGGAUGGCUGUGAAAAGCAAGUAAAUGUUGAUAUGGAAAAUGGUAAUAUAAUGCAUGAAAAUUUGGAAAGCACUAUAAACACAGGUGCUGAUUUAGAGGCUCACAAAUUACUCUUGAGUGUUAAUGAGAAUGGUGAUAAGUCAGAUCUUAAUCCUGAGCAAGGAAAUGUUUGUAAAGAUGAUAAAUCUGCUUCCGAUUUUGUUAAUAGUGAUAAAAAACAAAGUGAAAUUGACAGUAUGCAAGAAGUUAUGGACAAGGAAACUCUAAAAUCUGAAUCGGAUUCUCAGGUGUCUGAAAAAGAAGAUAAAAGUAAUGUUCCAAACUCAGAAUCAAAAGAAGUUAAUGAAAAGCUUAAAAGAGAAACCCGAACAAGAAAAUCUAGGUUUCACUCUCCGUCAACAACAUGGUCUCCUAGUAAAACCGAUAUUAAAGAUAGACCAAGAUCUCGUUCAAGAUCUAAAGUAAGGGACUCUCCAGCUAAAAGGAGGUCUAGAACACACAGUAGGGACAGAGAUCGAGACCGAGGUGGACAGUGGAAAGGUCGAAGUAGAGACCGUAGACAUAGGAGACAGUCUAGGUCCAGAUCUAAAAGUCGUUCACGUUCUGGAUCACGUCCCAGAACUAAAAACCGAUUUUCUGCACCUGAUCGAAACAAUGAUAGCCAUUCUCCACACUGGAAAGACAGGCGGUCACAUGAAAACUGGAGAGGUUCUAGAGGACAUGAAAGAUACAGAAGAAGUGAUAAUGAAAAAUCUGUUGAGCAUUCAAGGCGGAAUGAGCAGUAUAAGUCAAAUGAAUAUUCACGACGGAAUGAGCAAGCAAAGUCUGAGCACUUGCAUCGAAGUGAGACAGAAAAAAGGUUGAAUGAAGCCGAUAAGCACAGUGAUCUUUCCCGGAGAAAUGAGUCUGAGAAGACUGGCGACAAUUUUCAACUGAAGGGAUUUGAACAAAAUAAUAAGUUUCCCAAAAAUGAGGCAGAAGUACCCAGUGACCAUUCGCCACUAAAAGAGCUUGAAAAUGUCUCCAAACAUUUAAUGCACAAUGAACCACAGAAACCCAGUGAACAUAUCCUACAGAAUGAGAAUCUCCAGCAGGAUGAGUCUGAUAGGCCCUCUAUUCCUUUUCAACAGAAGGAACCUGAGAAACCCAAUAACUGUUCCCAGCAGGAGCCUAAGAAACCCAACAAUUCUUUCUGGCAAACUGAGCCUGAGCAGCAAAGUGAAUCCAUCCAGUGCAAUGAAUCAGAAAAGGCCAACAUUUUUCACCACAGUGAACCAGAAAAGCCUGGAAAUCAUUUCCAAAAGAGUGACCCUGAAAGGCCCGGCAAAAGCUUCUGGAGGAAUGAGCAUGAGAAGUCUAGUGAUCAUUUCCGAUGGAAUGAACCUGAUAAUAAUCGCAGUAAUUUCUGGAAGAAUGAGCCUGAGAGGCCAGACAACCAUUGCUGGCCAUACGAGCCAGAUGUACCAAAUGAACAAUUUAGAAAUGAAAAGCAUAAUAUAAACAGAGAGAGAUCUGAGCAGUAUCCUGGAAAUAAAAAUAAUUAUCCAGAUUGGAAUGCAGAAAAUAAUACAUCCAUUGAAAAAAGAGGAAGAGGAGCGAACCGAUCUAGAGGCUAUAAUAGGGGAUCGUCCUGGUCUGAUAACCAGUACCAUUCAGGGGAUUCAUGGAAUAGAAAUGCAAACUCAGAAUGGAGGGCACCUAGAGGUCGCGGAGGACGUGGUAGAGGUGGGUUCCGUGGUGGAAUAAGCUUUGGUGACCAAAAUGAAAAUCGAUGGAAUGAUCGACCGCCUUUUUCAGGAAAUUCUCAAUAUUUUGGGCCUGAUCCUUCUGGUUUAACUGAUAAUAGAAAUUUUAGGCCCAAAUAUGAACAAGAACCACCCAAUCCACCUGCAGACCGCUCUGGAUGGUCAUCUGCAUCAAGCUGGGCUGUGAGGAAAACAUUACCAGCUGAUGUUCAGAGUUACUAUUCGAAGAGGGGGAAAAACAAUGCAGGCCCUCAGUCAGGGUGGUCAAGACAAGAAGUGUCUCAGGAUCAAGAUCAAACCAUUAAAGAGACAGAAAGUCAGCAAGUAGAUGCAUCCCAAGUCCCUGUAAAUGUUGUACAGCCUCAAGUGAAUGUAGUGCAGCAACUAAUGAAUCCACCUCCUCAGCAGCCUAUGAAUAUUUUCCCAUAUCCUGUGGGCAUCCAUCCUCCCAUGGUAAACAUCCAACACAAUCCAUUUAAUAUUCCUCAACUACCAAUGCAUCUACACCCUGGGCUGCCUAUCGUUCAAGUGGCUGUUCCUAACACAGUUCCUCAGGGACUGCCUCCUCCUCCACCUCCUCCACCACCAACACAACAACUUAACUACAUUGCUUCACAGCAAGAUGGAAAACACUUGCAGGUGAAUGCCAGUGCCUCACAUGUAAGUAGUAACAUGAGUGCACCGCUCUUGCCUGCUCCCACAGCAUCCCAAGGCAUUGCUGGAAAUAUCCUGGGACCAAAUUCAGGUAGUGUUGCAACCUCCAGUCAUCCAGUAAAAUUCUCUGCAAGAAAAGAAAGCAUAACGGCGGAAGCCAUUGCAGAUAGCUCCAACAAGCAAAAGAGAGUGCACAUACAAGAAAGAGCAGCACAGGAAGUCAAAAUAGCCAUAAAACCAUUUUAUCAAAACAAAGAUAUAACAAAAGAGGAAUACAAGGAGAUUGUAAAGAAAGCAGUUGAUAAGGUUUGCCACAGUAAGAGUGGAGAAGUGGAUUCAUCUAAAGUUGCGAAUCUUAUAAAGGCUUAUGUAGACAAGUACAAACAUUCUCGGAAAAAAGGGGACUGAUGAAACACUUUAAAGCGGAUUAUCCCUUCAAUCAUGAGAAUCAAAUGUCCAAUAUAAUUGUGAAAGUGCAAUUUCAGUGUCUCAUCGGAAUUGUUCACAGCCGUCAUUGGAAUCAGGUUUUGAUAAAAUAAAUUUUCAGUGUAGGAAUGUUUGAUUACAUUUAGAGAUCUUUCCCUUCACCCCCCCCGAUGCAUUUUGUUUUUACUAGCAAAGAUAUAUGGUUUAAUAAGGAUGUACAGCAUUUUGACUUAAUUGUGUGUAAAAUUAGAGAUGUGUCUUGAUACUUGGUUCUCAACCAGGUACUGUAUGUACAGUACAUGUAAUCUGUUUGGAUAAAAUUUCUGAUCACGUGACUCACCUUGAUUGUGGUUUUUCUCUUAUUUUAGUGAUGUUUUUUUUCUGGACUCAUUUCGAGCUUAACUGGACACACUGAACUUUCAGUGUAAAUGAUGUAUUAAAUUGUCUGAAUCAUGAUAGAGAAAUAAACUUUCAGAAUAACAGUAUGCUACAGCAAAGCUGUGUCCAAUAAAUAUAUAUAUUUUUUUAAGAUGGGCACCACCUAUGGCAACACCAAAUAAAUACUAUGCUGCUUA